GCGCCGUCGCUCCCCUUCCGCGCGGUUCCGUCCCGCCCGUUCCGGCCCGGCGCCAUCAUGGCGGUGUUCCACGACGAGGUGGAGAUCGAGGACUUCGAGUACGACGCGGAGAGCGGCACGUACAGCUACCCCUGCCCCUGUGGGGACCGCUUCCUCAUCACACGGGAGGACCUGGAGAACGGCGAGGAUGUGGCCACCUGCCCCAGCUGCUCCCUCAUCUUGCGGGUCAUCUAUGACCAGGAACAGUUCAUGCGUGAUGAAGUCAUUGCAGAGCCUUUGACAAACAAGGAACUGAUUAAGUGCUGACGAACGCAUCAUGAACUGUUGCUGCUUUAGGAUAAGAAAUUAUGGGAAUGACAACUUUGGGAAGAGACGCGGUGCUCCGCCUGGAAGUUCUUGCUGCUGUGAGAAACAAGUGCAAUAAGUGGCUGUCGUAAUGACACGAAAUAAAAUUUUCUGGGACAUGAACAGGUUUUGGUAUAAAGAGUUACGCAUUUUAAGAAAUUAAUAGUUGGUAUUCUGGAAGACUUGGAGUGUGAUCCUGAUUGACUUCAAAUCAGUAUUCGGAAGUGUGCAGUGAGGAUAAACCGGCGUGAAGUGGCACAGAGAGAGAAAAUGUUGGGAAACAAAACGUAAAGGUCUGUGGGACGUGCUGCCAUACAGAAUUACAGUGUUGGUGCAGCAUGGUGUCACCUAGGAAGUGGACCCUCGUACUUUCAGGCUAUGCUGAGUUUAGGAAGAAAAGGAGGCCCAGAACCACUGCUGCUGGUAAAUGGUUUUCACUACUGUAAACGCAAAGAAGGCACAGCACGUGGAUUGAAGCAGAUUUGUUUGAUAAAUUGCAGUUGCUCAGAAACAGCUUUGGUAGCUGUAUUAACUGGAUAUCUGAAAUAAUCAUAUUACUUUUGUUGCGUGAAAUGAAACAAAAAGAAUCCAGCUCUUCUACCCUUCAAAGAUAGUCAUCUGCAAAUGGAUUUGAACUCAAAAGUGGAUUUUAAUAUACCCAUAUUUUCUCAGCAGUUCAGUGAUUUGACUGUUGCAGCAAAUACAAAACAGGCUGCAGUUCUCUGUCCCACUUAGAGUAGUGCACUUCCUGAAUUUUUCGGUCUCACUUUGUCAAGGUUCUGUCUGUUCCUGGAUAAGAAAUGCCCACAGUUUGCUUGAUUUAUUAAUAAAAAGGAGUCUUAAGAUAGAAAAGAGUUGGAAGAUUAUGCUCUGAAGUAACCUUGAUUCCAAGAUUACUUCUUGUAUUACAGGCCACUGCAUAUAAGUAUUUAUUUAAAAUAAGAAUCAUUCAUAAAUUUUGUUGGAUUUGACAUCUGUGAAUUUGGGGGAAAGUAUUUGUGCAGUGCUUAUAUAAUUAUUUCACUCCAGGCACUAGAGAUAAACAAGUCUUACUGAUAUCUUUCUCUUAAUUAUUCUUGUUCUUACAAUGUUCUGUGAAUGUUGGAAAUGAACAUGCUAGUUAUUUAAAAACAAACAGACCCUACACCCUUCAGCUAGAAGUUUUCAAGGCACCGUGUACAACGCGAAGUGUUUUUAUGCCGAAACCAGCAGGUGGCACUCGUGUCACUUAAAUACCCGUGCUUCAGAAAAUGCUGUGGUAACUUUGCUUAGCAGUUUCUUAGCAAAUAUUUAUUUUGGCUGUUAUUUAAAUAAAGAUUCUUGAAAUUGCACCAGUGGUUA
This is a messenger RNA of Oxyura jamaicensis (ruddy duck), 1686 nucleotides long. It is a transcript of the gene DPH3, whose product is annotated as diphthamide biosynthesis 3. The coding region runs from base 58 to 306 and encodes 82 amino acids. Gene Ontology annotation, biological process: protein histidyl modification to diphthamide. The transcript is spliced from 3 exons. Gene Ontology annotation, molecular function: metal ion binding. The record is from RefSeq and is a predicted model, not a curated record. Lineage: Eukaryota; Metazoa; Chordata; Aves; Anseriformes; Anatidae.